Molecule: messenger RNA, 984 nt
Organism: Pseudophryne corroboree (corroboree frog)
Lineage: Eukaryota; Metazoa; Chordata; Amphibia; Anura; Myobatrachidae
Product: microfibril-associated glycoprotein 4-like
Exons: 4
Coding region: 197-895 (232 amino acids)
Biological process (GO): elastic fiber assembly
Source: RefSeq, a predicted model, not a curated record
GGCGGCAGAAGACUUUCAGUCUUCAUAAGGUAGCGCACAGCACUGCAGCUGUGCGCCAUUGUUGUCAGCACACUUCACCAACAGUCACCAACUGUCACUGAGGGUGCAGGGCGCUGGGGGGGGCGCCCUGGGCAGCAAUGUAUAAUACCUUUUUUAUGGCUAAAAUACAUCACAUAUAGCCCUUGAGGCUAUAUGGAUGUAUUUAACCCCUGCCAGAUCUCACAAACUCCGGGAGAAGAGCCCGCCGAAAAGGGGGCGGGGCCUAUUCUCCUCAGCACACGGCGCCAUUUUCCUGCUCAACUCUGCUGUGAAGAAGGCUCCCAGACUCUCCCCUGCACUGCACUACAGAAACAGGGUGUUUCAGCGACGGCUGGAUGGCUCAGUGGAUUUCCAGAAACCAUGGCUGGAUUACGUGAACGGGUUUGGGAAUGCGGAUGGAGAGUACUGGCUGGGCCUGCAGAACAUUUAUCUCCUGACCGUGGACAGUGACUGCGAGCUGAGAGUGGACCUGGAAGAUUGUGCCGGGCGCAGGGUAUCUGCCCUGUACAGCAACUUCAGCCUCUCCCGCAACGCCCUGAACCCGGAGAGUGAUGGAUACAGACUGUACGUGGGCGCAGUCACUGAUGGGGGUGCAGGUGACGCCCUGGCCCCACACGUGGAACACAUGUUCUCCACAUUUGAUAAAGACCAGGAUGAGGAGGUACAGAACUGCGCGGAGUACUGGGGCGGUGGGUUCUGGUACCACGCCGGGGGCUGUGCUGGGGCCGGGCUCAACGCUCGCUACAAAGCCACAGGACCCCUGCAGAAUGCAUUUUCCUGGACACCUUGGGUGGAGUACCCUGAGACACUUCGGGCAAGUCAGAUGAAGAUGAGGAGGGUCCCGGACAGCAAUUAGAGCGAGACCAGCCGUGUGUGAUUACGUGUGGUCACUGUAGUGGUGGAGAUGUAGUGACAGACACAGCUGUAUACACAAUAAAUAACUUA